Hydractinia symbiolongicarpus is the source of this 1954-nucleotide messenger RNA. Its product is annotated as probable ATP-dependent RNA helicase DDX41. The transcript is spliced from 2 exons. Gene Ontology annotation, molecular function: RNA helicase activity; ATP binding; RNA binding. Gene Ontology annotation, biological process: mRNA splicing, via spliceosome. NCBI's taxonomy places the organism in Eukaryota, Metazoa, Cnidaria, Hydrozoa, Anthoathecata, Hydractiniidae. The record is from RefSeq and is a predicted model, not a curated record. The coding region runs from base 225 to 1796 and encodes 523 amino acids. Gene Ontology annotation, cellular component: spliceosomal complex.
AGGCCACCGUAUCGUCCUCGUAUCAAAAAGACAAAAAACCCUGGCGACGAGUGUGAAGUGUACGUUGUCAUGAUGGCACCUCGUAACAAAAACCGUUUUUGCGAGACAGACGGCGCAGCAUUUGUGUUCUGACGAGUCUCGCUACACGAAAUCAAUUUUCUAAUCACGAAAUUUGUAAUCAAAUGACAGAAGUUAUUGAAGUGUUGUGAUCCUAAACUAAAGGAAUGUCUUUGGUUGAAAGUUUUACACCAUUGCGAAAACAAAAAGAUGCAUCCAGUGAAGUUGGAAAGUCAAUAUUUACUGUAUCAGAGAGCCUUCAUUCAGAUCAAUUACGUAGCAGGUAUGGCAUUGAAGUUGAGGGAGAUGACGUUCCCGCGCCAAUUCAAUACAUAAGCGAUAUACCCUUGCCUUCGCAAUGUUUAAAGUUUCUGCAAGAAAGAAAAAACAUUCAUAAACUCACUCCCGUUCAAAUGCAAGGAAUCAGUUGUUUGUUAAAGAACAGAGACUGCGUGUGUUUGAGUCCUACUGGCACUGGAAAAACGUACAGUUACUUGUUACCUAUGUGUAGCAUGUUCUGGAAAACCAAGAUGGUAGACGGAACUGUUGGUGGACAAUUUUGUUUGAUUAUUGUACCUACAAGAGAGCUAAUGAAUCAAGUUUUAAAUACAACUAUCGAACUCGUUGACUUACUGAUUCCUAAGCAAGGGACACCAAGGCCUGCAUUUGAUUUUGCUGGAAAUUCUGGAAACAAUCAUACGCCCUACCACAAUACACCUUAUAAUCAAACGCCUUAUAAUCAAACGCCUUAUAACAAUCAUACGCCCUACUACAAUGGAGACUUAAAUCAAAGAUGGGAGUCAAGCUUUUCUCAUAUGCUACCUAACUGUCCCCCACCUGCUGAUUUCAAAACACACACUGUUGUUGGGCUAUGCGGAGGAGUUCCAAUUAAUCAAAAUGUUGCUCAGCUGGCACCUCAAACUAAAAUUAUAAUAGCCACGCCGGGACGACUGCUUGAUUUAUGCGAUCGCGGACACUUAUCUUUGCAAAACAUAAGCUAUUUUGUUAUCGACGAGUGUGACAAAAUGCUGGAAUUGGGUUUAGAAGAGUCCCUUAGAAAAAUUGUUGCCAUGGUGACAGUACAUGAUUCGACAGUACUUACAAGUCUUUGGUCAGCGACACUUCCAACUUCGUUAGAAAGACUCGCUCGGUCAGCGGUUAUCAACCCUGUUUUUAUAUGCACAGGUAUUCGAGAUACGGUGCCGAGAAAUAUAAUCCAGAAUGUUUUGUUUCUUCACACGUAUUUAAAACCGAACACGUUGCUGGAAGUGUUACGACAGACUCCAUAUCCGCCUGUUAUUGUUUUUACCAGUUCAAAACAUAAAGCAGACGAAAUUGCAGAGCUGUUACAAAGCGAGCAAUUUCACGCAGCAGCUAUUCACUCAGAGAAAAAGCAAAGCUGUCGUACUGAGGUAAUGGAGGCUUUUCAAACAGAUGAGCUCGAUGUCCUUGUAGCUACGGAUUUAAUUAGUCGAGGACUCAAUAUUCCAGCUGUAACUCAUGUUAUAAACUUCGACACUCCGGAUUGCAUUGAAGACUACGUACAUAGGUGUGGACGAACCGGAAGGUUUGGACGGCCUGGUACAGCGACGACGUUUCUAACAUUGAACUGUAAGAUUGCUGAAGAAAUUAAAAAUAUGUUAGAAUCAACAGGGAGUGUUGUACCUCACGAGCUAACAGACACAAAAAUGUUCGGAAAGGAGAUCGUAAUAACUGAUAUGGGUGAUCGAGUAAAGUAGAUGAACGCAAGCCUAAAAGUUAGGCGUGUUCGACUUUUUGCGUCCUUCUCGCCCAAGCAACAUCUUUGGUUGUGGUAUUCAUUUAGCUUACCGUGAACAACUAGGAGUUAUUUUGUUAAAUGUGAACAAAUUUCUGUGAAUAGGUUUUUUUUGCAAAA